UCUCUCUCAAAUAAAUAAAUAAAAUCUUAAAAAAAAGUUUUUGACCAAUUUCUGAACUGUGUAUUCUGUCCCAUUGAUUGAUUUGCUUGUCCUUAUGCAAUAUCGCGCUUUUUUUUUUUUAAAGAUUUUAUUUAUUUAUUUGACAGAGACAGAGCGAGAGAAGGAACACAAGCAGAGGGAGUGGGAGAGGGAGAAGCAGGCUUCCCGUUGAGCAGGGAGCCCGAUGCGGGGCUCGAUCCCAGGACCCUGGGAUCAUGACCUGAGCCGAAGGCAGACGCUUAACGACUGAGCCACCCAGGCGCCCGAUAUCGCACUGUCUUGAUUACUGUAGCAUUGCAGUAAAUCUUGAAGUCAGUGUAACCACCAGCACUGAGCUUCCCCAUGACCUUCCUGGCCAGGCCCUACAUCAUCUGAUUCGCUCUCCACCUGGAUCGCUCUGCUCCAGUCACAUUGGGCACCUGGUUUCCUCCUCCAACGAGACAAAAUGAUCCCAGCCUCUGGGCUUUGCAGCUGCUGUUCCCUCUGCCUGGAGGCAUCUUCCCACGGCCCACAGACCUGGGCCGCGGUGUCCCCGAAGAUCAUGAUGGCGUAUAUGAACCCGGGGCCCCACUACUCGGUCAACGCCUUGGCCCUGAGUGGUCCCAGCGUGGAUCUGAUGCACCAAGCUGUGUCCUAUCCAAGCGCCCCGAGAAAGCAGCGGCGGGAGCGGACCACCUUCACCCGGAGCCAGCUGGAGGAACUGGAGGCCCUGUUUGCCAAGACUCAGUACCCAGAUGUGUAUGCUCGAGAGGAGGUGGCUCUGAAGAUCAACCUGCCUGAGUCCAGGGUUCAGGUUUGGUUCAAGAACCGCAGAGCUAAAUGUCGCCAACAACGCCAGCAGCACAAACAGCAGCUGCAGCCCCCGGGCGCGCAGACCAAGGCUCGUCCUGCCAAGAGGAAGGCAGGCCUGUCGCCGAGAUCCUCCUCCGACAUCUGUCCGGACCCCCUGGGCAUCUCAGACUCCUACAGCCCCCCUCUACCCGGCCCCUCAGGCUCCCCCACUGCGGCUGUGGCCACCGUGUCCAUCUGGAGCCCGGCCUCAGAGUCCCCCUUGCCAGAGGCCCAGCGGGCGGGGCUGGUGGCCUCGGGGCCUCCUUUGACCUCCGCGCCCUACGCCAUGACCUACGCCCCCGCUUCUGCUUUCUGCUCUUCCCCCUCAGCCUAUGGGUCUCCGAGCUCCUAUUUCAGUGGCCUGGAUCCCUAUCUUUCCCCCAUGGUGCCCCAGUUGGGGGGCCCGGCUCUCAGCCCCCUUUCCGGCCCAUCCGUGGGGCCCUCCCUGGCCCAGUCCCCCACCUCCCUGUCGGGCCAGAGCUAUGGCACAUACAGCCCUGUGGACAGCUUGGAAUUCAAGGACCCCACAGGCACCUGGAAGUUCACCUACAACCCCAUGGAUCCUCUGGACUACAAGGAUCAGAGUGCCUGGAAGUUUCAGAUCUUGUAGAG
Molecule: messenger RNA, 1482 nt
Organism: Mirounga angustirostris (Northern elephant seal)
Lineage: Eukaryota; Metazoa; Chordata; Mammalia; Carnivora; Phocidae
Gene: CRX
Product: cone-rod homeobox
Exons: 5
Coding region: 485-1480 (331 amino acids)
Biological process (GO): regulation of transcription by RNA polymerase II; multicellular organism development
Cellular component (GO): nucleus
Molecular function (GO): DNA-binding transcription factor activity, RNA polymerase II-specific; RNA polymerase II cis-regulatory region sequence-specific DNA binding
Source: RefSeq, a predicted model, not a curated record